Messenger RNA from Racocetra fulgida, 168 nucleotides. NCBI's taxonomy places the organism in Eukaryota, Fungi, Glomeromycota, Glomeromycetes, Diversisporales, Gigasporaceae. The record is from the annotation of a GenBank genome assembly.
GAACGUACAAUUAAUGAAAACACUCAAAAUGAAGUAGAGAGUAAAGCUAUUAAAGCUAUUGCAAUUAACCCUAAUUGUGAGACUAGAGAUUUAGAUAAAAAAUUUCUAGAAUGCUUAAAUUGGGAAAACAUUGGGGUAGUCCCAGAAUUAGAGGUUGAUGAUAUGUAA